Entamoeba invadens IP1 is the source of this 972-nucleotide messenger RNA. RefSeq names its product serine/threonine protein phosphatase 2A regulatory subunit B', putative. The transcript has 2 exons. Gene Ontology annotation, cellular component: nucleus; protein phosphatase type 2A complex; cytoplasm. Lineage: Eukaryota; Evosea; Mastigamoebida; Endamoebidae. Gene Ontology annotation, molecular function: peptidyl-prolyl cis-trans isomerase activity; protein tyrosine phosphatase activator activity. Gene Ontology annotation, biological process: mitotic spindle organization. The coding region runs from base 1 to 972 and encodes 323 amino acids. The record is from RefSeq and is a predicted model, not a curated record.
AUGGAACCAACACCUCAAACCGUCGUUCCAGAAACUGUCCAAGACACUGUCCCAAUAAAAAGAAUUAAGCUUCCUUCUGACCUUCCCUUUUGGGAGUCGUCUAUUGCUUAUAACAGACUUUUCCAGACUCUUCAUAUUUUAAAUGACAGUAUUAAAAAAAUGGAGUUUGACUCGCCCAAGAUAAAGAUCACGCCGCACAUUACUGAGAUGGUUAACCAACUUGGACGGUUGAGUGUCUUCAUCGACGAAAUUCCCCCCGUCAAUUUGGAGAAGAGUAGAUAUGGCAACAUUUCCUUCCGUACUUGGCAUCAGCGCAUAGAAAAAUACAGUUUAGAGACUUUGCAUAAAGCAUUGUUACCUGAGGAAUUCCAUUCAUUAAUUCCGGAGUUCCACGGCUAUUUGAUGGAUGCGUUUGGGUCACCAGUACGUAUCGACUAUGGUAGUGGACACGAGUUACACUUUUUCUGUUGGAUCGUCUUAUUUGUGACAAUCGGUGUGAUCAAAGAAGAGGAAUACCCCGCCGUCAUUCUCGUCGUGUUCCGAAAGUAUUUGUAUCUUUGUAGAAAGUUGCAACAAGUCUAUCGAUUAGAGCCUGCUGGAAGUCAUGGGGUCUGGGGAAUUGAUGAUUACCAAUUCCUGCCUUUCCUCUUCGGCUCUGCUCAACUCAUUAAACAUCCAUUCCUCAAGCCAGACUCUAUAUUAGACAAGAGUCUUGUCAACUUAUACCAAAACAACGAUUUCUAUUUUGACUGCAUUGCUUAUAUCUAUAAAGUCAAAAAUAGAGCCCCUUUCUUCGAGUCUUCCCCAGACUUAUUCAACAUUUCUGCGGCUGAAAGCUGGGAAAAGAUCAAUAAGGGGAUGUUUACUAAAUACCACGCUGAAGUUCUUGACAAGUUUCCAAUCGUCCAACAUUUCCUUUUUGGUAAGAUUCUUCCAUUCGAACAACCUAAGAGAGAAGAGCCAAGUAAAUAA